CGAAGAAGAGUGGCAUUAGAAACAGCGCUUGCGUUGAGCUCCUCGUAGUCGAGGCCCUUAGCAGUUAGCUUGCGUCUUGUAUAGCUACGGUGUCGUUUUAGAGAUUCAACUUUUUCCAGAAAUAGAGAAGAAUAAAUUAGAGGAGUUUGCGAGAAGAUCAGAUUAUGACCAAAGACAAAUCAUAUUCUACAGGAAUAAAGUUUGGAUUUACUGUAACUAACUAGAAAGCAAAUAAAUUCGUACAGAGUGAGACACAGCUGGACAGCUACUUUGCUAGCAUGUGUGAACUGGCUGCUCAGGUCACCAGCAGUUUGCUGCACUUUCCAGAGGUGACUGUCGAUGCACUCGGAGAGGAUGAGAUCAGGCUCGAUUCUGUGCUUCAUGGGAAAUUCACUGCUGGGAAGAGCGGGCUAGCCUGGCUUGCCUGUGGGCCCCAUCUGGAGGUGGUCCAGGCGAACACAGGGGAGCGGUUCUCGGCUUAUUGCUUCAGUGGUGUGAGUGAGCAUGCACCUAAUGUGCUGGCCGUUCAUGAAUUCUGCUGGCUGAAGAGAUCGGGCUUGCUGGUGGGACUGGAGGAAUCUGCGGGCAGCGUACUAUGCUUGUACGAUCUGUCCAUCUCCCGCGUUGUCAAGGCUGUGGUCAUCCCUGGAAGGAUCACUGCCAUCGAGCCACUGGUGAGCUAUGGGGGAGCCAGUAGCAGCACCCAGCACCUGCAUCAGAGUCUGCGCUGGUUCUUCGGCGUGGUGGCAGUGGUCACUGAUGUGGGCCAUGUCCUUUUGGUGGAUCUUUGCCUGGAUGACCCAUCCUGCAGCCAAAGUGAACUUGAGGCCUCAGACUUGGAGGUGGUAAACAAGUCACCUGCUGAGGUCCCCCACAUUCGGGAGAGGGUGACACAGCAGGGGCGGCAUCUGUGCCUCCAGCUGAGCACCCCAUCUGGCACGAGUGCCACUGCCCUACAGUAUGUCACCCGCACAAACCUGCUGGCAGUAGGCUUCUCCGAUGGGUACCUGCAACUCUGGAACAUGAAGACGCUGAAAAAAGAGUAUCAUUCCCAGCUGGAGGGGGGCAGGGUGCCUGUGUACGCCUUCACCUUUCAAGAACCAGAGAAUGACCCUCGCAACUGCUGCUAUCUGUGGGCCGUGCAGUCUACACAGGACCAUGAGGGGGAUGUUGUCAGUCUCCAUCUACUUCAGUUGGCUUUCGGGGAGAGGAAGUGUCUAGCCUUGGGAAAGAUACUUUAUGAGGGUCUGGAGUACUGCGAGGAACGCUACAGCCAGGAUCUUAAUGACACAGCCUUCCCCUCCAGGGCUCAGGCCACCAACAUGUGCCUGCUGGGCUGCCAGACCAUUGAGAAAUUUCGGCACCACCCUGAUCGUGAUGACAGCAUGAAUGAAGGUGCUUCCCCUGACACCAGUGUGUCCAUGUUCAGCUGGCAAGUGAAGUCAUAUGGGCAGUGCAGGCCCACAACAUAUGUGGGGCUUUUUGACAUCAAUAGAUGGUACCAUGCACAAAUGCCAGACUCUCUGAGAACUGGGGAGACCCUGCAUAACUGUCCUUACCUGGCCGUGUGGUCCUUGGAUUCUGUAGUUGAGAUGACCUCUCCCUGCUCCCUGCUGGACAUUGUGGUGCACGAGCGUAGCCUGAGCAGGGGUUUGCCAUACACGUGCCCUCUACCUGAACAAUUCUUCAACCCCACUACCUACAACUUUGAUGCAACUUGCUUGCUGAAUUCUGGAAUCGUGCAUGUGACAUGUUCCGGCUAUCAGAAGGAGACAUUGAGCUUCUUGAAGAAGUCUGUAUCCAGCCUGAGCGAGACCAUCCCCGAUGGUUACUCUCGCUGCUUGAUGUCAGGCCUCCUGUCCCCAUGUCUGAUGGAUGGACAGCCUUCCAUACUUUCCCAGGAAGGGCAACUUGAUGCCGUCUUGUCCACUGCUGUGGAAACUAGCUCUCUGGGGCUCAUCACUGGCUGCAUCAGGCGCUGGACAUCUGAAGAGCAACCAGGGUCAGCAGUGAACCUGUGCUACAUUUUAGAAUGGGCCUGGAACAAGGUUGUGCUUGCCAAGGAAGAGCUUGAUGGCAUCUGUGCCCCCCUGUUUGACAGCUCCACCAACUUCACAGACCCUCAGACCCUUCAGCUGCUGCAGCACAGCCAGCGCCUGUUGGGUAACCUCAGCACAAUCUUCCACUGCCUGUUGAAUGAAGCUCACGAGCUCACACAGAAAGGGUUGGUGGGUCUGAUCAACAAGAAUGUGGUGUCCAGCCUGAUCUCUCAGUAUGCCCAAGUUGUGCUGUGGUUCUGCCGGACUGGCCUUCUGCCCGAAGGGUCUGAUGAUGACGUCCUGCAGAUAUCAAGGCCUUUUUACAAUUACCCAGUGAUUAAAAACUACUACACUGGUCGACGUGAGGAAUUGCUACGACUCUCUAGGGGGAAGUGGUGUUCAGAUUGUCUCAUGAUUGAUGGCCUGGUGGGCCAGUAUGCAGACUGCCUCAGACACCUGUGGAAACGGGAUGGAGGAGGGACUGGGCAGUACCCACCCCCAACACUGCAUGCUUUGCUGGAUAUCUAUCUAUUGGAAAACAUGGAAGAGUCAGCCAAACAUGCUAUUGUUAUAUAUUUGUUGCUGGACGUCAUGUACUCUUUACCUAAUAAGAGUGGCACAUCGGUAGAGUCUUUCCCCACAGCGUUUGCCAUCCCCAUUGGCCUUGUGAAGCUGGUACAGGGCUUGUGGCUGCUGGAUCACCUCGACCAUGAGAACUCUGUGGAGCUCCUCCUACAUCCAGCCACCAGUCGCUCCCUAUGGGCAUGGCAGCAUGGGCGUGUCCUACAGGCACUGAUGUGCCAGGGGCAGCAUGCCAUUGCUUUGCGCUACUUGCACACCAUGAGCCCGCAUAUGUCCUCCACCUGUCAGGUCAUGCUGUGUCUUUCUGUCCUACUCCACAACAGGUGCAUUGUCGAGGCCUGGGCUCUGGUCAGGCAACACUCUAACAAGCUGAACAUCCAGGAACUGCUGAGGUUCCUUUAUGAGACUUGCCUGGAACUGGGCCUGAUGGAGGAGCUGUUCAAACUCCCCCUUGGGCUUGCUGAACAGGACUGUCUGGAUGGCUUUCUGCAAGGCAGUGGAGGGUCCCAAAAUCAUGAGCUGCUCAUGGUGCACUACCUUCAGCAGGCAAACUACGUUCCGGCACUGCAGCUCAACCAAGCCCUGAGGACGAGCCUGAAUGAUCCCAAGUAUAAAGAGAGGUCUAACACUAGGAACUCCAUUCUGGACCAGUAUGGCAAGGUUCUACCCAGAGUGCAGCGAAAACUCGCUACAGAGCGAGUGAAACCAUACCAUCACCCCUCUACCAUACACAAGGAAGUUUCUAGACCGCAGCCCUUGUCAACACUGCCCAAGCGGUCAGUGGCAGAAAAUGUGCUGACCAGGGCAAGCUUCCUCAGCAAUGUUCUCACCAAGAUUGGGGAGGUGUGGGAAGGCAAGGAUGGCAAGCAUCAGUCUUCUCUGCUGAAAAGAGCAUCAGGACUGCCUUUGACCAGUUCACACCAUCCCUCUACAGAUCUGGCUGAAGCCUUUGUAGGCACUCCUGUCAGAAUGACCUCAAAGAGGAUGACAAGGAUUCUCGGUCUGAUGGUGCAGACAUCUGCUGAGGCAAGCCCUGAGGGCCUUGGCCUUCAGAGGACUCCAGCCACCCAGGUCAUUACACAGAGACUGCCCAGUCCUGUUCCCGCCUCCUCUCUGAAGCCCGGUAUCCUCCUGGGUACUGCUAAGGCCCCCGAGCUCAGUCUGCUGCAGACUCCACCGGUGGUAAAGAGGGCACGGGCUCUGGCUGUCACAGGCCCUGUGUUCCCAGUCUUCACCCCACAGUCCAUCCUUCGGAGCAGCUUGCGCCCAACCCCAGUGGGCUCCCCCUCGGCAUCCCUUGGCCGCUCCGCCACCCCGCCACCCCGCCCCAAAGAGAGUCGCAUCACCUUCAUCGAGGAAAGCAAGAACAAGGACCCCUGGAGCAAUGGGAUUCCAGCAGAGAAUGAGGUCUGCCUGUUGUCAUCCACCUCUCCUCUCCCCAAACCUGGAGUAGAAGGCUUGAGAGGGCUGCCUCCAGAGGAGGAAGAUGAGGAAGAGCAGGACACUUUGACAUUUGUUCCGCAGGCCCUGUUGCUGAGACAAGAGGUGGGCGAAUCAGAAAGCUGCUGCUCUGUGCAUGAGGUGGUGGAAGAUGAGGAAGAAGAUGUGGUGGGAGUGGCUGAAAUAAGCAGUGCGUCCACCUGUUAUAUAGACUCCACAAUGGAGUUGCAUGAAGCCCCCACACCCGAGGACCCAGAGGACAAGCGACAGGAGAUGGAGGUGGAGGAAGUGGUGGCUAUAAACAUGAAGUCUGUGGUCCCAGAGGUCUUCCCCUUGCCCCCCACAUGCACAGGUAUAGAGAAGUUGGAUGAAGCACCUGGAGAGCAGGAAGAUGUAGAGCCUGUAUUGGGGCAGGAAGAAGUGAAGUUUAACCUGGUACAAGAAUUUGCAGAACCUAACCAGGAGCAAGAAGUAGCUGAGCCUAAUCUGGGACAGGAAGCUGGGGAGCCUGGCCUGGGGCAGCAAGCGGGGGAGUCUGGCCUGGGGCAGCAAGCGGGGGAGUCUGGCCUGGGACAGCAAGCAGGGGAGUCUGACCUGGGACCGCAAGCGGAGGAGUCUGGCCUGGGGCAGCAAGCGGGGGAGUCUGACCUGGGGCAGCAAGCGGGGGAGUCUGACCUGGGGCAGAAAGCGGGGGAGUCUGACCUGGGACAGAAAGCGGGGGAGUCUGACCUGGGACAGAAAGCGGGGGAGUCUGACCUGGGGCAGAAAGCGGGGGAGUCUGGUCUGGGGCAGCAAGCGGGGGAGUCUGGUCUGGGGCAGCAAGCGGGGGAGUCUGGUCUGGGGCAGCAAGCGGGGAAGUCUGACCUGGGGCAGCAAGCGGGGGAGUCUGACCUGGGGCAGCAAGCGGGGGAGUCUGACCUGGGGCAGCAAGCAGAGGAGUCUGGUCUGGGGCAGAAAGCGGGGGAGUCUGACCUGGGGCAGCAAGCAGAGCAGUCUGACCUGGGGCAGCAAGCGGAGGGGUCUGGCCUGGGGCAGCAAGCGGGGGAGUCUGACUUGGGGAAGCAAGCAGGGGAGUCUGACUUGGGGCAGGAAGUGUCGCAGCCUGAUCAUGAACUGGGUGUGGUGGAGCAGAUUCCAGUGAAGGAAGUGACAGAGCCUAUGCUGGAGCUGGAGAAGGCAAGCUUGGAGCAGGAACAGGUGGAGUACAGCUUUGAGGAGGGAGAGGCUAAGCAAUGCACAGUGCACCUAGGAUUGGAUGAGUUUGUGGAGCGCCAUUUAUUUGGCAACGAUCUUUCUUCCCCACUGACCCGUUCCAGCAUAAGGCAAGCAUCGCAGGCCUGGGCAACCUCCUCCUAUAGUGAGUGUUCCUUUAAUGCCAGAAAAGAGGCACCUGCGGCAGUUGGCCCCACCUCCCCAGUGCUGACAACGCAGAAGUCUGUGACCUCUGUGUCCUCUGGUGCUACCACCACCACUGAUUCACAUUCUGUUGUGAGCCUAAAUGGCAGUGAGGAACUGUCCGGGGCCAGCUCUGAGGAAGACUCUGACACCACAGCUGAGGAAGAAGACUCUGAAAGUGAUGUGGAAAUCAUUGAGCAGAUGGAGGGCAAUGAGUGCCAGCAACAACCUCAAGACGCCAGCUUAUUCCAACAAGAGCCCCCUCUUGGGUUGGGGUAUCUCCAGGAGCAAGCUACUGCCAUGCCCUCAGUGGUGACUCCUGUGCUGCUGGAGGCUAUGGAAGCAGUAGGGGAAGAGGAGGAGGUGGACAUAGUGGAUCUGAAAGCAGAAGACAGAGCGGAGCCAAUGUGUUUUAUAGAGUUGAGGCCCUCGGACACACUGCUGGUCCCCCUGGACCCAGAUGAAGACCAGCACCUCGAUCUGCCCAAGAUGGAGGAUGCCAGAGAGGCUGAAGAGCCAUACACCGAUGGCUCAAAUGGCUUCACCCUGACACUGGAGUCUCUGGAGAACAGGAUAACUGGGUCAGUGGAGGACAGUCCCCUGCUGAUCAUGCAGCUCCCCCAGCCAGGGGGAACCCAGCUGCAGCAGCCAGUCCAUAGCCAGGAGAUCAUCUGCUUAGAUAAGGUCAAUUCAGAUUCUUGCGAAGCAGUGUCAUUGCUCCCUGCUCAGCCAUAUGGUCUCAUGACUCAAACAUCUAAAGAAUCAGCCAUCACAGAACAGGUGGACAGGGAGGUACUGAGCCAAGUUAUUUACGGUGCCCAGAUGGUAGAAGAGGGGUUGGUGUUGAUUGAGAGCAAAGAACCAGGUAUACCUACCAAAAAAUCAAAAGCAACUGAGGUUGAAGAUGCACCUGAAGAAGAAAGAAUUAAAGAAGAGGAGUCUGCUUGUUUGCUUGAAGAGGAAACUGCCUGUCUCAUUAGUGAAGUAGAGCCAAAUCCUUCUGCAGAGUCAGAGUCCAAUUCUGUGGUACAAGUGGCAGAACCUGGCUCUGCAGUGGAAGAGGUGGAGCCUGAACCUGUAGUGAAAAAGGUAGAUCCUGUCCCAGCUGUGGUAGAGGCAGAACUUGCCACUGUAUUUGAACAGACUGAGCCUACCGUUGUCGAAGAAGAGGUGCAGACUGGUGUUUUGCUUGAAGAGACUGAGUCUAGCGCUGUGCCGGAAGAGGCAGAGGCGGAGCCUGGAGUUGUGGUUGAAGAGGCAGUGACUGGAUCUGUGGUCGACAAGGUGGAGCUUGGGGCUGUGUUUGAAGAGGCAGUGACUGGUGUUUUACUUGAAGAGGCAGAGUCUAGCACUGUGCCUGAAGAGGUGGAGCCUGGAGCUGUGAUUGAAGUGACAAUGACUGGAGCUGUGGUAGAAGCGGUGGAGCCUGGAGCUGUGGUUGAAGAGGCAGUGACUGGUGUUUUGUUUGAAGAGGCAGAGUCUAGAGCUGUGCCUGAAGAGCCAGGGCCUGGACCUGUUGUUGAAGAGGCUGUGACUGGUGCUGUGGUUAAAGCAGUGGAGCCUGGAGCUGUAAUUGAAGAGUUGAAAUCUGCCCCUGUAGUGAAAGAGGCAGAGCCUGCACCUGAAGUUGCGGAGAUUGACCCUGUUCCUCUGUAUUCAGGGGCACAUUUAGGGGUGAAUGUAGCUCAGCAAAUACCAAUCAAAUCCAUGAAGGAGGCAGAGCUCUCUGACACAUCAGUGGAGGUGGGUUACAGUAUAGGAUCAAAAGUCAGAUCUACUGGUGCUGAAAUGCACAUGAUGACCAGGCAGAGAAAAACAAUCACAUUUCAUUCAACCAUAGAUGAAGCCAAAAGCAACAUGCAGUCAAUAGAGGAGCAGCUUCAGCAUGAGAUAGACUCCAAGUUGCCAUUACCACCAACAAGGUUCCCCAGGCGCACAAAGUAUGAGCAGGACUCUCAAAUCCACACACCCAGGAGGACUAGAAGGAUAGGUAUUGAGCCUGAGCCCCAGAAAGAGGAUAAAGCCAUAGUCAAGAACAUCUCCAUCGAAUCCAAAACUAAAUCCUCCAAGAAGCAGACUUUACGAAACAUCCUUCCAAGGCAGGGAACCCGCAGAACCCAAAAUUCCUCCCUGAACGCUGAAGACGUCCCAGACACAGAGGAAUCAAUUGAGACUGAGGUCCUGGUAUUGCCCUUGACCCGCUCAAGAUAUGCAAGAAAAACAAGAGUUAGUGUCAUGGAGGUUCCUGGAACUGAGACUCCAUUGCUCCUGGAGGCAAAAGCAGAGGCAUUCCACAGCCCUGGCAUGAUGACAAGGAAGUCAUCCCUCUUCCUUGGCCUGGAGACAACACAGGCGCAGAUUGUGGGAUUGGAACGGAAAGGUGCAACACCAAAAAGGAGCCUGAGAACUGUGAGCCGGAGCAGAGUGGUGGAACAGGGCAAAGGCUCUGCGGUCACAGCUGAAGAACAGCCACCACCCAACUUUCCCCGGCACAUAACUAGGAGUAGCCUGGGCAACCACCUGGCAGCCCCUAAGGGGGAGGAGAAAGAAGAUCACCUUGUACUAGGCACACCCCUGGAUGUGGAGUCGGGGACAGAGUUAGCCAGUGCCUUAAUGGAGAGGUUCAAUGACAAGGGGGCUAAGGGAUCAAAAGGCAGGAAAACGAGCAAUAGCGGGACCAUGAUCAUUCGUGCCACAAGGAGGGGCACAGUGGCAUCCUCACCUCCCCCCGCAAAGACCGAGGCCCCACUUGUGACAGAGGAACUGUUGUUGGGCAGACAGGGUGGAGGCGUGGAGGCUGACAUUAAGAAUCAAACCCAGUCCAAGGCACAGAAAACAAGCAGACGCACACAGGUGAAAAAGGCUUCCGACAUGGACUCUUCCCUGCCAAGAGACUCCUUUCUGUGCUCUCCACCUCAAACUAGGAGGAAAACCAAAGGUAAGAGAGUUGACUCUCUCAUUCAGAAUGACAUCUUUCAAGUUGCAUUCUCUGCUCCCACCACUCGGACACGACAGGCAGCCACCUCCACCUUGUCCCACGCUGUGGUAAACAAUGAGGAAGGUGGAAUGGGGGCUGAAGUUGUGCAGCAGAAGACUGAAACUGCCAAACCCCGAAAGAAAAGAACUACCAGGAGGAAUGUGGGGACCGGGAGCCCCCCACCUGUAAAAAUAAACCUGAUCUCACCCAUGGCCAGUCCAGAGCUGGCCCCCGGGGUAGAGAGGAAGGAGAAAGGGGAGGGCCCACUGCAGAGGAUGAACCUCCGCAGGAAACGCCUGCUGGAGACCGUCUUCCCAAAACCUGCCACACGGAGGAAGAUGUUGUAACUGCAACAGCAUACCCCAAAAAAUCUUUUACAUUUGUGGGAGGGACACUCUUAACAGUCUCCACGCUCCCAAAAUUUGUCAAAUGAAGCCUUUUUUCCCCAUGUUUGUUGCCAGCUCACAUCUAUUUAACUUCAACAAAUAGGUUUUGCAAUUAUGGAACAAAGCUAAAUUUGAGAGAAAUUAUUUUAUAUAAAUAACACGUUUAGAGAAAACGGAUCUGGAUGACGAGAAGGGGAAGAAGGGACUCCAGCAGAGAGUUGGGAAUUGUUUUUAUUUUCUAAGACUACUUACAUUUAUAUAAAAUGUACAUAGUCUUUCAGUAAUGGUAUGAAUAAAAUUGUAUACUUGUGAAUGCGUUUUAUUGUCUUUAACCCCACUAAACAGGCCAUUGUGUUUCAAGUCUGGAUUCUUUCCCAGAUUUGGACCAGAGAAGCAACAAUUUUUUUUCUAUUUGCACACAGUAUUUUCCCCGCGGAGUAUGCAGUAGUGGUAUGCAGUAGAUGUGUUGAUCAGUUUAUUUUAUGAAUGUACAGAAAAUACAAUGUAUUAUUCAUUAGGACUGAAUUUCAGUUUUUAUUUUACUGUUGCUUAGUUAGUUUGCAGGAACGAAUAGAUUUCUAUACAUUACCUGCAGAAACCCCAAAUCAUCAAGUAAGGGGAUAGGCAGUUGGACAAUUUGUCCUAAUCUGUUCUUUGAAGAAACAAACUGACUGCACAAUAAUUUUCACACCUCAUAUUUUCAGUACUGCCAUUUCAGUGUUUUGCCCAGGAGAAAAAGUGGGUUGUUAACCAGUCCCCAAGUGUACAUAGUCAUGGGAGGGUAGGUGGAAUUCCCAUGUCCUAUCAAUAAUUUAAUUGUGCAAAUCAGUCAGUGCCUUUUAUGGCAUUUGAAACGUUGUACCAUCACUCUGUGAGUACAUGGAAUAAAGGUGCUGACUGAUUUAAGCUGAAGCAAAUAUUUGGUCUUGUAAUAAUCCUUAUUUUGAUAAUGAAUGCCCUCAAUUAAAAUUGCUACUUACAAUAUACAAUUAAGUUGCACAUAAAGGGUUAUGCUUUUAAGAUUGACUUAUGUUUUCACAACCAUGGUAGUCCCCAUAUUUUUUAUGCAGCGAUAGGCAUUUUGUACUUGAAUGCUUUCAGAAUUCUUUUUAAAAAAUUGCCCCGAACAGAAAGAUUUAAAUUAUAUAGCGUCAUUAUCAUCCCUUGCAGACUUUAAGAAACGCAUUAAAAUUACAUGAAUGGUCAUUCUUCAGUAAUAAAGAUGUACAGUACAAACAUCAAAAACAAAUAAUUUAUGUGUCUGACUGGUUUUAGCUGUUGUAUUUAAGGCAAGUCCUUUUUCAAGUGAAAAUGAAUGUAAUGUUGAGGUCAGCUACACAAAAUAGCAAAUCAUUGCAAAAAAUAAAAAUAAAAAAGGUAAACUAUUUUACAUGUUUACUAUUUUACAUAUAACAAAACAGCCUAAGCUCUUCUGUGACUCUGAAAUGUGAAGCAAAUCUGCUCAAACAAAAAUCCUAUACCGUAAUCACAAUUAAAAAUAGAAAGCCGUUUUCCAGCAUUUUCCUGUUCUACCCCUGUGCACAAAAUAAAUACCUUCAGUUUCAUGAGUGAGUACGUUGUCUGGACCUGCCAGAUGACACAAUAUAAAAAAACAUGCAGAUGCAAAAUGCAUUUCUCUGUAGCUUGUGUGUCUGGUUCACCUCCAGCUAUAUACAGGUAUAUUAAUUUGUAUAGUAUACUGCAGUAUAACCAAACAUCUUUUGUUACAUCAUUGAAUACUGCCUAAUUAUUAUUUUUUCCCCACAUGCAGAACUUUAAUUUUGGCUAUAUUGAAUUUCAUUUGCCAGGUUUCCACCCAUUUCUGGAUUUUAUUUAAAUGUUCUUGGAUUAUUUUUGUUUUGGGGAAAAGAGAAUAGUUGAGAGGUCUUUCCCCCAUCUGCAGUCUCUCCUCUCAGACCUUGAUAUUGUUCUACUGAGAGAACUCUUAGCCCCUCCAUCCGUAUCUGCACAUGGUCCAUGCUGGACUGGGUUUAAGCCAGGCUGCAGUAUGCUGCAGUCCUGCCCAAACUGAUCACCGUACUGCAACAAAAGGUACGUGUGCUGUCCAUUAAAAAAUUCACAAAAAAACACUGCUGCAUCAGACACGUUCUGUAGUUGAUGACACGGUCCACCAUCUCAGUUGGAACUUAUGUAUGUAAAAUUAGUGUCUGAAAAAAAUUGUUGCAAAAAUGUUUCAUCAUAGAAUAAAGGUGAUCACUCAGAACAAAUUUGUAUUGCUUUGCAAUGACCCUUCCCUCUAAGGGCACAAGUGGACCCAAACCUUGCAAGGAAAAUACCCCCCAUAGCAUAACAGUCUCCCCUCACUGUAGGGGUGAAGCAGUCAAGCCUGUACUAUUGUCUUGGUGUACAGUACAUAUGGACUUGCUCACUUGUUGAAAAUAUGGUGGAUGACUCAUCAGGCCAUAACUUUUUCCGCAUCUCUAGACCUGUGGCUAUGGUAUGGCUUAAUUGUAUCAUGCAUUACACCUAAAUGGAAGUAUCUGCAUUUGUUAUGUUUCUACAUUUGUUAUGUUUCAGGUUUUUCCUUUAAUUUGUCAUCCAGCUGUUUCACAGAUUAAAUGCAGAAUACUAAACAGAAUGGUUGUUUAGCCUGAAUGUAUUAGCGAUUGCAACUACACCAAACAACUGCAAGAUAUCAGUAUCAUGAUACAAUUAUAUUGUGUGCCUAUACUGCCAUACCACAAAUAUGUAACAUAAAUUUUGAGUCCUGAUACGCAUGAUUUAGCUUAACAAUUCAUGCUGUAUAGCAACUUAUAUGCUACUCUGUACAAGUCAUGUCAGGCUCUAUUGGCCUUAUUCACAAAGGACCUGUUACAAGCAAUAGAGCAUAAUCUUGCUGUCUCUUGCACUUUAGUGUACUUUAUGGAGUCAAUUUGUUUGAAUUGAUGUUUCCAAUAAAAGUUCAAUGGUAAGAUUUUAUUAAAGGGCCAAUUCAUGAUAUACAUAUAUGACCAUUGCUUGGAAAAUGUCAUGUCCUAUAAUAGUUUGUGUGUUUCUAUUGAAAACAACAUGUACUGUGUAUAAUGUCAAAUUGAAGACAAGCUGUUCAAAACAAGAUUGCAUGCAAAGGGAGAAUAAAAAGUAAGGAACACCAGGAAAGUAGGUGUUUCGUCAAGGUUUCUGGGGUGAAGCGAAAAGGUUCUCAGGAAAAAGGAAAGUGGGAACGGGUGGAGAAGUGAGCACGUGUCAAGCCAUGCGAAUCACCUUGUCUGACUCGACCAAGGCCGCCUAAAACCUUUACAGAAAGUAAUAAGAGGCAGAAGUUUGAGACUCUCUUCUCGAACUCUGUGAUAAGUGCUUGAACAGUUUCUCCUAUUUGGCCAAAUAAAAGUUGUAUUGUUUAAU
This is a messenger RNA of Anguilla anguilla (European eel), 12185 nucleotides long. It is a transcript of the gene ahctf1, whose product is annotated as AT hook containing transcription factor 1. Bases 279 to 8780 code for a protein of 2833 amino acids. The transcript has 37 exons. Lineage: Eukaryota; Metazoa; Chordata; Actinopteri; Anguilliformes; Anguillidae. The record is from RefSeq and is a predicted model, not a curated record.